CCUGGAUGAGUGUCAGUAGCUGCAUUUACAAACAAAUAGUGGCUUAAAUGAGGCCCCAAUCAAUGUAAGUUGAUGUUUAACUGUUUGCUGAGCAAGUGCCAAUCUUUUACUGUCAGGAAUUCUGCCAUCCGCAGUCACUUAGUCGCUCCUUUUUUGGACAAGGCAGCAAGUUUUUUUCUUAUUUAAAUUCAAGGCAUAUUUCCAGAUGACCUGGGGUCCUUCGAAAGAGAGGGCGACUAAGUAGAACCAAAGUGUUUGAGACCUACAGACAAUACAGCUAAGAAACUAUAAACAAAAGUUACAUUUUAAGGACAUGGACCUUCCUCUGACACUCCUGUUGAUCUGUCUCUACAGCCAAGGAGUCACUAGUGUUGAGGUGAAAGAAACUGAAUCCAUCCCUUUGGUGCCUCUCAUUCCUUUGAUGCCCAGCCACCCUAUAGAGAAAGUAGAAAAUGAAAGCACAGCACAACCAGGAAAUACCACAGAAGUACCUGUAAUUGCAACAAUUAUAACUAGUAUUUCCAAUGGGACCACAUCAGAGGAAGAACAAGAUGAAGUUUGUCCGUCUGCCAGCCGAAACCCACAGUCCAGGGCGGCCAUUGCUUCAGCCAUUCAGAAAUUGGGCAUGCAGCUGCUGCAGAACCUUGAGUCCACACCAGAGCAGCCAAAUGUCAUCAUAUCUCCUUUCAGCAUAUCAUUAGCACUCUCCCAACUGGCUUUAGGUGCAGUAAAUGAGACAGAGGAGCUGCUGAUGCAUCAUCUCCAUGAAAACACUCUCCCCUGCUACCACGAGUCUCUGCAUAAUGUCUUAGUGCAGCUCCGAAACAAUGACCUGCAAAUUGCCACACGAAUCUUCCUGCGCCAAGGGUUUGAGCCAAAGCCAGACUUUGUCCACGAAUCCCAGCGGUUAUACGACUCAGAACCAGCAGUCUUGGAGAGCCUGCAGCAGAUAAACGACUGGGUAGAGAAUGCAACAAACGGGAAGAUGACCGAUUUCCUGUCUGCUUUACCACCCAAUCUUCUCCUCAUGCUCAUUAAUGCUGUCCACUUCAAAGGAGAAUGGAAAGCUCGAUUUGACCCACGCUUUACUUCUAGAGGUGUGUUCUACCUUGACGACAAGCACAUGGUUGAUGUUGAAGUGAUGGAAGAUGCCAAACAUCCCCUGAGUUUAUUUAGCGAUAACGAGCUGGAGGCUCAGGUAGCGAGCUUCCCAUUCCAGAAAUCUAUGAGCUUGUUGGUGGUCAUGCCUUUGUCCGGUCAGGUGAACGUGUCUUUACUUUCCGCAAAGCUGAAUAUCUCGGACUUGUACCGUCGUCUGCCCAAGGAGAGAGCUGUUCAAGUUAAAGUCCCCAAAUUCAAACUGGAGUAUGGUCAAGAGCUACAGGAUGUUUUUACCAAAUUGGGCCUCGGAGGGAUGUUUUCCAGACCCAACUUGGCUGAGAUAGCUGACGGCCCCCUGCUGGUCUCCAGUGUGAUGCAUAAGUCCACCAUGGAGAUAAAUGAGGAGGGUGCAGAGGCUGCCGCAGCCACCACUGUGGUCAUCUCACGGGCAUCCAACCCUGUUUUCCACCUCAGCCAGCCUUUCUUCUUUGCCCUUAUGGAUGAUAAGACUCAAGUGCCGAUUUUCAUGGGUGUCAUUAACAACCCAAAUCCUGGAGCUCCCAUCUUACAGAGAGGAGAUUUUGGUAGCAAAGAUAAGGUGGGAUUCCCAAUUGAUAAGAAUCAGCUUGGCACAUUCGGAGGCCCACCUAAGUAAGGACUAAUAACUGCGCUGCUGUCCCAGGGAAAACCCAGACCAAGAUCUCUCUGAUUGUACAGAUUAGAUUCACCAUCUCACUUAACUGGAUCAAAAGUGUGUGUGAAAACAUAUGCUUUAUAGGUGUUUUUAUUACACUGUAAAAUAAACACAUUGAAAGGCCCGGUAUCCUGUGAAAAACCAAAUAUGUUUUUUUUUUUUUUUUUUUUUUAAAUUUGAAGAACAGUACAAGG
Messenger RNA from Plectropomus leopardus (leopard coralgrouper), 1989 nucleotides. It is a transcript of the gene serpinf2b, whose product is annotated as serpin peptidase inhibitor, clade F (alpha-2 antiplasmin, pigment epithelium derived factor), member 2b. Gene Ontology annotation, molecular function: serine-type endopeptidase inhibitor activity. The record is from RefSeq and is a predicted model, not a curated record. Gene Ontology annotation, biological process: negative regulation of endopeptidase activity. Lineage: Eukaryota; Metazoa; Chordata; Actinopteri; Perciformes; Serranidae.